This is a messenger RNA of Sphaeramia orbicularis (orbiculate cardinalfish), 1216 nucleotides long. RefSeq names its product COP9 signalosome subunit 8 (gene cops8). The coding region runs from base 58 to 633 and encodes 191 amino acids. Lineage: Eukaryota; Metazoa; Chordata; Actinopteri; Kurtiformes; Apogonidae. Gene Ontology annotation, cellular component: COP9 signalosome. Gene Ontology annotation, biological process: protein deneddylation; COP9 signalosome assembly. The transcript is spliced from 7 exons. The record is from RefSeq and is a predicted model, not a curated record.
UAAUCUACCCCGAUUCCACGGAAGAGGAAGUUUCUUGUGCAACAGCUAGGCAUCAUCAUGCCUACAGCUGUGAUUAUGGAGGAAAAUUAUGAUAAAUUAUUGGAGCAAUGCGAAGCUCAAGAACUCGAGGCACCAGGUGGCAUUGCAACACCUCAAGUCUAUGCUCAGCUGCUGGCGCUUUAUUUACUACAUAAUGACAUGAAUAAUGCCAGAUAUCUUUGGAAAAGGAUCCCUCAAGCAAUAAAAUCCGCAAAUCCUGAAUUAACAGCUAUUUGGGCUGUUGGCCAGCGCAUUUGGCAGCGCGAUUUUCCAGGGAUUUACACAGCCAUCGCAGCGUACCAGUGGUCAGAAAAUAUUCUCCCAGUCAUGGAGGCCCUUCGAGAGAGCACUCGACAGCGGGCGUAUGGUCUUGUGGCACAGGCAUAUACUUCCAUCACAGCAGAAGAUUUUGCUGCGUUUGUGGGCUACUCUGUGGAGGAGGCAGUAAAGGGCGUGGUGACCCAGGGCUGGCAGGCCGACCCUGCCACCAGGAUGGUGAUGCCCAAAAAGCCAGAUCCUCCCCCCGUCUCAUUGGUUCCAAAUGAGCAGCAGUUGGCCAGACUCACUGACUACGUGGCUUUCCUCGAGAACUGAUAACCCCCGCCACAACCACUGCCACCAUUUUCCGCCUGCUUGGUACAAGAGGGACGUUUUGGAUGGACUCUUCCUCCUUCCUACAAAAGCCCCCAACCUGAACCCACCCCACCUCCUGACGAAGACUACCAAAAAACACACCCAUUGUCUUGCAUGUUUGUUGCAAGCUCCUCUCCAACACCUGCCUGUUUAUACACAAGCCUUCCCUGUUAAUUCACCUACUGUUAAAUAAUGUUGUAUUAUAUUAAUUUUUUUUUUUUGGUUCUACUCCUGUAACACCCUAAAAGAAAAAAAAAAAAAAUUGGGUCUAACGUCAAAGUAGAAACACAUCUCGUCAUCUUGUUUUUAUUAGCAACCGGACAAAUGUUCCCACACAACAGAAAUACCCACAGCAGUAUGCAUUUAGUCCAGUCUGUCUUAGCACUUAAAGGUUCCGUGGAGUCGACCUUUAAGCGUUAAUAUUUGCAAAUAUUUGUCAGGUAACAAACGUCUCGGCGUGCAUGCACCACCAUGUGUUCGUUCUUCAGCCCUCACAUUUGAAGUUUCUGUUUUGACUGAUGAAUAAAUAUUUUGCUGUUUCUAA